Peronospora belbahrii is the source of this 597-nucleotide messenger RNA. NCBI's taxonomy places the organism in Eukaryota, Oomycota, Peronosporomycetes, Peronosporales, Peronosporaceae. The record is from the annotation of a GenBank genome assembly.
AUGCGAUACUUUAUCUCCUGUGAAACAACAUAUGCAUUUCGAGAGGGACCUGAUUUUUCAAUCAAGUUUGACAUGAUAAGCAUGCCACCACGACAUCGCAAGCUAUUGACACUGGCGUUCCUUGUGCGAAAUGGCGUUGUGCCUCAUGAAGAGAGACAUGUUCUAUUAGGGUUAAAGAAACGAGGGUUUGGUAUAGGGAAAUGGAAUGGGUUUGGAGGUAAAGUAGAACGUACGGACACUAGUAUCGCGUCAGCAGCAGUAAGGGAAAUACAAGAAGAGGCCAAUGUGCAAGUGAGUGUUGAGGACCUCGAGUCACGUGGUGUAUUGCUGUUUACAUUUGAACAAAGCAAUGAAGUGAUGGAGGUGCAUGUUUACGUGACCGAGAAAUUUUCGGGUCAGCCAUCGGAGAGCGACGAGAUGAAGCCGCAGUGGUACGACGUCUCUCAGAUUCCGUUUAACACCAUGUGGGCAGACGAUCGCUUCUGGCUACCACAUGUACUGAGUGGCAAGAGCGUGCAAGGAAACUUCCACUUUGCAGCAGACGAAGAUUCGUUGCUAGACUAUGAGCUAAAUGUGAUGACUCUGACGGCAGUUUGA